UCAUGGGAUCUGGCUCAUUCUGCUGUAGUCAAGGAUUGCUUGUCUCCCUACUCGUCUAUGCUUUUAAUGGCUUUCUGGACAUAUUUGCAUUGAAUGCCUGGGCUUUUAUAUUUUCCCCACUGAGCACACCCCACGCAAUAUGGAUAUCUUGUGGAUUUUAUGGAUCGUACCCACGGUUUGGGCUGUAGAAGAGAUGUUAAUGGAUUCCACCACAGCAACAGCAGAGCUGGGUUGGACGGUAAAUCCUACAUCGGGGUGGGAAGAGGUGAGUGGCUACGAUGAGAACAUGAACACAAUCCGCACCUACCAAGUGUGCAAUGUCUUCGAGUCCAGCCAGAACAACUGGGUGCGCACGAAGUACAUCAAGAGACGGGGCGCUCAGCGCAUCCACGUGGAAAUGAAGUUCUCAGUGCGGGACUGCAGCAGCAUCCCAAACGUCCCAGGCUCCUGCAAGGAGACCUUCAACCUGUACUAUUAUGAGUCAGACUCGGACUCAGCCAACAAGGUCUCGCCAGCCUGGAUGGAGAACCCUUGGAUCAAGGUGGACACCAUAGCGGCCGACGAGAGCUUCUCUCAGGUAGACCUGGGCGGUCGUGUCAUGAAGAUCAACACUGAGGUCCGCAGCUUUGGCCCGGUCUCCCGGAGCGGAUUCUACCUGGCCUUUCAGGACUACGGGAGCUGCAUGUCCUUGAUUGCCGUCCGGGUCUUUUACCGCAAGUGCCCGCGGAUCAUCACGAAUGGGGCCAUCUUCCAGGAGACCCUCUCAGGGGCUGAAAGCACCUCGUUGGUGGCGGCGCGGGGAGUCUGUGUGCCUAACGGCGAGGAAGUGGACGUGCCCAUCAAGCUCUACUGCAAUGGGGACGGCGAGUGGAUGGUGCCGAUUGGGCGCUGCAUGUGCAAAGCUGGGCAUGAAUCGGUGGAGAACGGGACGAUAUGCAAAGCCUGUCCGUCUGGUUCCUUCAAGCCCACCCAGGGGGAUGACUCCUGCUUGCACUGCCCCAUCAACAGCCGUACCACCUCCGAGGGGGCAACCACCUGCGUCUGCCGCAACGGAUACUACCGCACAGACUCGGACCCCGUGGACAUGCCCUGCACCACAAUCCCCUCAGCUCCACAGAAUGUCAUCUCCAGCGUGAACGAGACCUCCCUGAUGCUGGAGUGGAAACCCCCACGGGAGGCAGGGGGCCGCGAGGACGUGGUCUUCAACAUCAUCUGUAAAAGCUGUGGGGCGGGCCGGGGAUCCUGCACGCGCUGUGGGGACAACGUGCAGUUCGUACCUCGGCAACUGGGCCUCACAGAGCCUCGGGUCUACAUCAGCGACCUGCUGUCCCACACCCAGUACACCUUCGAGAUCCAGGCAGUCAACGGGGUGUCUGACCAGAGCCCCUACUCACCACAGUUCUCUGCAGUCAACAUCACCACCAACCAGGCCGAGCGCAAGGAACACUCCAAUGAAAUGUGGACUGAAAGAGCCCCCUCGGCAGUGUCCAUCAUGCACCAGGUCAGUCGCUCAGUGGACAGCAUCACUCUCUCGUGGUCUCAGCCCGACCAGCCAAAUGGAGUCAUCCUGGAUUACGAGCUUCAGUACUAUGAGAAGGAGCAGAGUGAGUACAACUCGUCGGCGAUCAAGAGUCAGACCAACACUGUGGUCAUCCGAGGGCUCAAGCCCGGCACUAUCUAUGUGUUCCAGGUCCGAGCACGCACAGUGGCAGGCUUCGGGCGCUACAGCGGAAAGAUGUACUUCCAGACCAUGACUGAAGAGGAGUAUAAGACCAGCCUGCAGGAGAAGCUUCCUCUCAUCAUUGGCUCUGCGGCCGCCGGCAUCGUCUUUCUCAUCGCAGUGGUGGUCAUCGUCAUCGUCUGCAACCGGAGGAGGGGCUUCGAGAGAACAGACUCGGAGUACACUGACAAACUGCAGCACUACACCAGCGGCCACAUGACUCCAGGAAUGAAGAUCUAUAUUGAUCCGUUUACAUAUGAGGAUCCCAACGAGGCGGUGAGGGAGUUUGCCAAGGAAAUCGACAUCUCCAGCGUGAAGAUCGAGCAGGUCAUUGGAGCAGGUGAGUUCGGAGAGGUAUGCAGUGGCCACCUCAAGCUGCCAGGGAAGCGGGAGAUCUUCGUAGCCAUCAAGACCCUCAAGUCGGGCUACACAGAGAAACAGAGGCGGGACUUCCUGAGCGAGGCCAGCAUCAUGGGCCAGUUUGAUCAUCCCAACGUCAUCCACCUGGAGGGGGUGGUCACCAAGAGCAGUCCAGUCAUGAUUAUCACAGAGUUCAUGGAGAACGGCUCCCUGGACUCAUUUCUGAGGCAAAAUGACGGUCAAUUUACAGUGAUUCAGCUAGUGGGAAUGCUGCGCGGCAUCGCGGCUGGAAUGAAGUACCUCUCGGACAUGAACUACGUGCACCGUGACCUGGCCGCCCGCAACAUCCUGGUCAACAGCAACCUGGUGUGCAAGGUGUCCGACUUCGGACUGUCACGCUUCCUGGAAGAUGAUACCUCCGACCCCACCUACACUAGCGCCCUGGGCGGUAAGAUCCCCAUCCGAUGGACCGCCCCUGAAGCCAUCCAGUACAGGAAGUUCACCUCAGCCAGUGACGUCUGGAGCUACGGCAUUGUCAUGUGGGAAGUGAUGUCCUAUGGGGAGAGGCCAUACUGGGACAUGACCAAUCAGGAUGUGAUCAAUGCAAUCGAGCAGGACUACAGGCUGCCCCCCCCCAUGGACUGCCCUAGCGCCCUGCACCAGCUCAUGCUGGACUGCUGGCAGAAGGAUCGAAACAACCGGCCCAAGUUCGGCCAGAUCGUCAACACACUGGACAAGAUGAUCCGCAACCCCAACAGCCUCAAGGCCAUGACCCCUCUCUCCUCAGGGGUCCAUCUCCCUCUGCUGGACCGCAGCGUCCCAGAUUUCUCCAGCUUCAACACCGUGGAUGAGUGGCUGGAUGCCAUCAAGAUGGGCCAGUACAAACAGAACUUCACCAGCGCUGAGUUCACCAGCUUCGACGUGGUGUCACAAAUGACCAUGGACGAUAUUAUGCGAGUGGGGGUGACGCUCGCAGGCCAUCAGAAGAAGAUCUUAAACAGCGUGCAGAUGAUGCGAGCUCAGAUGAACCAAAUCCAGUCGGUUGAGGUUUGACGCUGGAAAGGAGAACCAGACGCUGGAAAGGAGAACCGAACCCUGAGCUCGGUCUUCCUGGGAGACCUCUCUCUCGGUCUUCCUCUCUCUCUCUCUCUCUCUCUCUCUCUCUCUCUCUCUCUCUCUCUCUCUCUCUCUCUCUCUCUCUCUCUCUCUCUCCCCUAUCCCCAUCCCUCCCUCAUCUGAGACACAACAGAACCCGAUUUUCCUUGACUACCAGCACAGAGCUCCAGGAAGACAAAAGCUGAGUCUUUUACUAUGAACUUCCGCAGAUUGAGUUUUUUUUUUGUUGUUGUUUUGGAUUUUUAAAGAAAAAAAAAAUAAUAAUAAUAAUGAGAAACAUAAGGAAAUAUAUAUAUAGAGAUUAUAUAUAUAUAGAAAUAAAUAAAACUGAGAAAAUGCUUCCCUUUAAAAGGGCUUUGAAGAUGAAAAUGGGAGUUGAGAUGCCCCCACAUCCUGUUUCUCCAAACAUUGUUUAGUCUUAAAAGCAAUGCGAUGAAGACAACGUUUCCUACUUCUGAAAAUGGCAACUGAAGGAGAUUGAGCCCGCUGCUGAGCCAGUUUGGAACUGAUUUUUGGAAGUGCUCAAGCAUUCCUGGUAUCAAUGGAAAACGGUCUGUGGAGGCUUCAAUCCAUCAAAUGGAUCUCUCGCAUUUCUUGUUGGAAGAAAUUGCCAGUUGAAACACAAAAAAGUGUUAAGAUACUUUAAAAAAAAGAAGAAAAAAAGAAACGAGGACUUUUUUUAUUUUCCUCGUAUUAAAAUAGUCUCUUUGCCUGUGUGGAUACUGUGAUGUUUCUUUUUUGUUUCUCUAUUUGCAUCAUUUAAUCUUUUUCAAUUGGAACUGUGUUUUUUUUUGUAUUUUUCGAAGUACAUCACAGCCUGCCAAAUGGAACUUCCCUAUGCACCACCGAUGAUGUCAUCCUUCUGUACAUAUCAAAUGCACUCAUCAUGUUGUGGUGUCAUCGCUUGAGUCCCGGCAACCUUGCCAGACCCCAGUUUUGUCAGAUUCUGAAAUGGAUGAACUAAUUUGAAAGAGAUAAAAGUGUUUUGUUUGCUUCUUCUUUGGGGGAGGGGGGGCAAGCAGGGGUAGACUACUCUUCAUUAUUGUUGUUGAUAGUUUUAGUUUACAUCAUACAGAUUCAGUAAUGCUUAUGCCAUCAUUCUCCACAAAGACUUAUAUAAAGAAAAAUGUUUUGGGAGAGGGACCCUGAGUGCACAUUUUUGGUCUUCACUCUAUAUAGAAAUGAUUCCCUUAUUUUGUACCUUGCUGUUCUGGUACUUGGCCUAAUGUGACCUACACAAAAUGGCCGCUCCUUCAGCCAGGGAGCUAGAGUUUGUGAGCAUGCUGAGUUAGGAGUGAUUUCACUGGGAGCUUCAAGACACUUUACAGAACACUGUGUUGAUGUGUUUUUUUUCUGAUUAUUAUUUGUUUUUGAGGUAACUUUACCUGUUUUUUUUUAUUAAAAAAGAGAUGUUUUUAUAUUGAAGUAUUUAGGAUUUUUAAUACCACAUAUAAUGACAGUAAUGUAAUUUUGACUGGACUAGAGUAGAGAUUUUUUUUUUUUUUCAGGUUGGGCAGACUUUGCAGAAUUGAUGGUAGAAUAAAUUUAUAUGCUGUAAUUAUUAUUAUAUGAAUAAGUUCUAGGGAGCACAGAUGUUUUACGCACCUUUCCUUACAGGAGGGUGGAGGGGUGUAUUAAUUUAAGAUAGUCGGGGUGCUUCAACGUAGAGAGCUAUGCAGGGGGAGGUUCAAGAUUUCUGUCAUCUCCAGCACAGGAAUGCAGUCCCAUAGAAAAAAAAAAAACAUGACAACAUUAAGGCAUUACGUAGGAACAUAUAUAUUCACAGUGUAUGUCAAUUCAUAAAAUCAUACCCUGCAAGUGUUUGGCUGCGGUGAAUUCUUAUAAUUUCAUAGGAGUCAACUAGCCAUGUUUGUUAUGUUCAAAUAGGUUUAUUUAGGAAAUAAUACAAUUUCUUUCAUGUGCAAAAUAAUAAUAAUAAUAAAAACCCUAGGAAGAUUUAUAUAUGAUAAUUAUGUUUAUAUAACAAGUAUGAAAAAGAAAGUAAGUUAAAAACUAAGUUAAACAGCUGAAUUCUGAGAGUUAUGUUCCUUAGAUCAAGUUCUGCAUCUGCUUAAUGGCGUCAUUCUGCUGUUGGAUUUGAAGGCAUUCAUUUUUCCAAAAUGAGAUGCGAUUAAAAAAGAAAUUAAAUCAUUAAUGUUGAAUAUAAUUUAUUAAACGCUCAUAUCUGUUAAAACUGCUAGAAAUGAAAGGAUAUAUGCAUAUGUUCUUGUAAAAUCUUAUGUAUGUUCAUAUGUAUUUUUCCUAUGGGCUGUUCGUUAGCAGACUCUUUCCAGUUGGUGUAGGUAAUACGAACACUGUACUGGUAAAUUGUGAAAUGGAGACACACAUUUUGACAAUUGGCUUCAUGCUGGCACAAACUGACUGGGAACAACAACAUUGUUGCAAAUGUUACUAUAACUAAAUAGAUGGAAAUAUUACACACACAAAAUAAGUACACAUACAUAACAUGGAAAAAGGAGUACCUAUUGGCACUGUGUUUUAUUUGAUAAUGCGGUCUAAUUUGGGAGUUUUGACUUUAAUUGGGGGUGGUCUGUUAUUAUUACUACUUUACUUCAUAGUUUGAUCUUCUGUACAAAGGUUUUCUCAAACCCAACUGCCCAAUAGCGCCCCCCUGCUGGCAGUGAUGGGACUGGAGCAGCUGCAGCCUCAAGCCAGUUUAUGGCUUUACCUAAAUCUGUAUGGCAUAUCUGGAAGUCCUGUUUCCUUGCACAUCCUAGAGUUGGGCAGCUAUUAUCUGUAUGAAAGAGGAAGGAUGAUUACCAGUUUAAAGGAGAUCACAAAGCAUGACACAUGGUCAUCAGUAGUUACAAGCAAGAGUGAAUGGGCUGGAUCAUAGGGCUUCAGAAGCAGCAUCAAGUCUUAAGGGAUCUACUUGUGCUUCCAAUGGUAGGGAUCUUUCUGCUUUUCCAAGGCCCAGCCUAGAUUUGUGGGAAAUCUAUCCCUAAUGCUUCCCAUUCUAAAAUCAAGGUCUCUUGUCAGUUUAUUUAUAGGCAGCUUAAAAGUUAUGCUCAUCAAAUUGAAGUAGGUUUCUAUUUCGUCUAUGGAUACCCAUUACUGCUCAGGCACAAGGAUCUUCCAGAUCUCCACCACCAACCAUGUCCGUCCCCAUUCCUGUCCGUCCGCCUGUCCGUCCAGCUUUCUAGGUCUAAGGGAGAAUGGGGCUAGUUUGCACUUAGGGUUUUGCAGCCUAGUUAUUUUUUGUGCUGCAAAAACAAAAUCAAUGAAUUCUUAAAUCUUUUUAGUGAAAAUCAAAGGACCUUGUAACCCCAAAAAGUCCACCCCUUACUCGGUUUUAAUCUCAUGAUUCCCCUCGAAAUCAUCUCCAACAAAAUGCCUCUAUAAGGUAUAAUGUUGUUUAUCAAACUGAGCACCAUCUCACCUACAUGAGCUAGCCUCAAGACAGCAGUCUAAUAAAGACCCAGAGAAAAGCUGGUCAUGUUUCUACUCAUUAAAUAAAUAUUAAAUUCAUUAAAUCUAUUAUGCCACCAUUCCGUUUGCCACUGGGAGCUGAAAGUGAUCUGAAAUCUGCCCCAUUAAUUUCCAUCGGCAGUGGACCUGUUUGAAAUGGGACUCUUGUCAGUCCUAGUUGGUUUCUACAACUUGACCUUCAGAUACAGCUAGCAACCUAAUUAGUAUUCACUGCUAAGGAUGCUUUUAAUCCUCAAAUUGAAUGGAAAUAUUGGAGGUAGGUGAAGAUCUUUAAAAAAAAAAAAAAAAGGCAUUAAACAAACAUAAAAGUGAUUUUUGACAUUUGUGUACGUUCGGUUAUAUAAUGCACAGGGUAUAUAAUGCACAGCAGUAGGAAGCCCCAGUUUGAUACUGGAAUCAGUUAAGGUUGAGUUUGCCAGACUGGUUUCAUGGUACAGUUGGGAAAGGGGUUUGCUUCCUUGUUGACAAUGACUGCUACUGGUUUAUCCUGGUCAGGGUUGCUGGUAAUUUGGCUAGUUUGCUGGUUCAUGCUGGUUCAACAGAUUGCAUUCCUGGUUGACAAGCUGGUUAAGAAUAGAACAAUUUAAAUUACCUUUAAAAGGUGUAUUUUACACUCUUAAAUGAAUAUAAUUGCUGCAAACCUGUGCAAAUGUUUUACAUACCAACUGGGUAUCUGGUAGGGAACUAGAAAGCCUGUGUUCCAAUUCUCAACCCCAAGAAGGGUUGUCAUUUUAUACUUCAGUUGCUUUGUUAUUUAAUUUUCUACCCAGCCAAGCUGGUUAUAUACAUGGUACGAAUAAACAGAUUUUUAUUAUUUUAAUUUCUGUAAAUACAGCAAACAGUAACUGUGUUUGUGAUUUCGGUACUAUAAAAAAAAAAUCUAGAUUUUUCCAUGGUUAAGAAAAUAUGCAAAAAUCCAAAUUUUACAGCUACUGUCUAUGAAGAAUCAAGGUUAAACAAUAAUUCACGUGGACAAACAUUUCAGUGAAUGCCUUCACAUGCGUUGUGAGUUUUGUUGAGUAUUUCCUUCAUAUAACUGUAACAGGGUUUAUGAUGUACAUAUUUGUUAGUGUAAAGAAACCAUUCAAGGUUUUCAAUUAAACUGAUGAAGGCAGUAUAGUCUCUUAUAGUUUUCCCUUAUGAUUAGGAGGAACAGAGUAUAUAGAAAUAACAAAACAAACACACAGUCUCUGGUUUACCUGGAUAUCAUAUGCAAUACAAAGAUGUAUUUUAGAUCCUUGUGAACUACAGAGAGCAUAUUAAAAAUGCAGCAUCACUUUUGCAUUGCAUCAUUCCAGCAGUAUGUACAUAGAUACAAUAGUGAUCCCAGGUUUACAUAAGUGUCUGCCUUUGAGCCACAUAAUUGAGGCAAUUUCUCUGAACAAGCAAGUGGCUUUAAUUCAAAUGCUGACUGGUGUAGUACUGUGCAGUCUAGGGUCUCUUAGAGCGGUAUAUUCAUACCCAUUCGAACAGUCCCACACGUUUGGUAGUUUAAGUUUUAUACCCUUUAUUUAACUUCAUUAACUCUUCCAGUGCUCCUAUAAUUGUGUAGUCCAAGUUUGAACUACCUUUCAAAAGAAUCUGAAGGUGCAACCCUCUUCUCCACACUUUUACUUUGCCGGCCCCAUUGCAAACGGAGGGACAAUGUUUCAGCUGAACAUAGCCAGCACUGGAGGAUCCUAAUACCUGCAGACAAGAAUGGAGGCGUGGGGGGAUAGUGUUGGACCUUCAGAGAUAUUUCAAAGGAAGACGACUACGAGGGAGUGAAAGGGGUACUUAUAAAGGAAACAGAUUUGAAUUACACUAUGUUUGAUGUCUUCUAGUAAAUACAAAAUCUAUUUUCUGAAAUGUGAUUACGUUUUCCUCAUAGCUUUUUGAUUAAAUGAACACUACUCUGCAGUGUGAAAGUACAAUGAGGGACAUGCCAUAGCUGUGCCUGUGCUUGAGGCUCAUUGCUGCUGCUGUUGGCUAUUAAAAAAGAAAACAAAGUUGUCCGUCUUCCCAACAUCCACCUGCUCGGGUACAAAGUAAGAAAGUACAGCAGAACCUCAGAGUUACCAACACCUUGGGAAUGGAGGUUGUUCGUAAGUGUGAAAUGUCCGUCACUAUGAAAACUGAAUUUUCAGUGGUUUUAUGAAAUGUGGACAACCUGCUAUCUACACCCUCAAUCUGAAAAAUAAUACAAGGAUACAGCACAGUAAUACAAUACUCAUAUUGUUAUGGUUCUAAAGUCUUUAACUAAAAUGUUCCUAGUAGAAUUGACUGUACUUGCUUUGAAAUCUGCCUUUCUGGAUACAUUUGUUGGUACAGUAAUUUUGCCUUCUCUGUGACCAGCAUGCCACUUAUAGGAGCGCCUAUGUGGUUGCAUUGCAAUCAUGGUUGAGUGAUUGAGUACUUCCGGUUGAAAGUGGGGUGUUCGGCAGACUGGUCAAUUCGUUACUUUGGUGUUCAUAACUCUGGGGUUCUACUGUACUCCAGUCUGACAUUUUAGAACUCCAUAAAUUGCAAAUGGACCUGGUCUCCAAAAGAUAACUUUACAUCUAUAAUGUAAAAUGUAUAGACAGAGUAUAUACUGUAUGGUGUUCUUGAAAAGCAUUUUAGGGUGUGACUCUCGAUUAAAGGUAAGGCCCUUUAUUUUGUUUUUUUUUAUCUAACUUUUUAUCACUUUUGUUUUUAAUCAGUUGUUUUGCUUAAUAACUGGUUAAUAUUGGGCACAUGUUUUAAACCUCUGCAUAGCAUUGGAACCCAUUUCUUAUUUAAUUCUACAUUUCCAAUGUGUCUACUUACACUUCUCAAACAUCAUGGAUUAUUUUGGAUAUAAAUGUAGAUUCUCUGUUGUUCCAGUUGUGGGUGAAAAUGAGUUAAACCUGAAUUAUAAUUUUUGAAAGUGAAAACUGAAAAUAAAAAGUUAAGUAUGGGCAUAGAGACAGCCCCACCUGCUGGCCUGCUGGUAAACUUGCUUCCUGAAUCUCUCAGCAAUUCGACUCUACAGCCCCCAUCCCCACUCCCAAUUCCCACACAGCACUGCCGGCCCAGACCACUGUGACUGAAACAGGACGUCCUGUACUCUGUAUAAAUGUACAUUGACUGUAACCCUGUGAAUGAUGUAACAAUUUAAUUAUUUGUAAUAUUGUUAUCGGUUUAUUUUCUAAAAUGGACAGCCCAACUUGAUUCUCCUCAAUAAAAAAAAUGAGAUCUGUCAA
Acipenser ruthenus (sterlet) is the source of this 9849-nucleotide messenger RNA. RefSeq names its product ephrin type-B receptor 2. The record is from RefSeq and is a predicted model, not a curated record. Gene Ontology annotation, molecular function: transmembrane-ephrin receptor activity; ATP binding; protein binding. The transcript is spliced from 17 exons. Gene Ontology annotation, biological process: axon guidance; central nervous system projection neuron axonogenesis; protein phosphorylation. NCBI's taxonomy places the organism in Eukaryota, Metazoa, Chordata, Actinopteri, Acipenseriformes, Acipenseridae. Bases 140 to 3133 code for a protein of 997 amino acids. Gene Ontology annotation, cellular component: neuron projection; plasma membrane.